Molecule: messenger RNA, 552 nt
Organism: Nycticebus coucang (slow loris)
Lineage: Eukaryota; Metazoa; Chordata; Mammalia; Primates; Lorisidae
Gene: C5H1orf54
Product: chromosome 5 C1orf54 homolog
Exons: 6
Coding region: 7-468 (153 amino acids)
Source: RefSeq, a predicted model, not a curated record
AGUUUCAUGGGGGGGAAACGCUGUAAUUUCCUUUUUUACUUUCACAGCAAUAGUACAGAAUCCAGAAUGGAUGUCCUCUUUGUAGCUGUCCUUGCUGUGCCACUUAUGCUGGGACAAGAAUAUGAAGAUGGAGAGAGCCUGGAAGAGGAUUAUUACUAUUAUCAGGUUGUCUAUUACUACACAGUCACCCCCACUUAUGAUGACUUCGGUGCAAAUUUCACCAUUGAUUACUCCAUGUUUGAGUCAGAGGACAGGCUGAACGAGUUGGAUACAAAGGUAACAGAAGCAGUAGAGACUACCAUUAAUCUUGAAACAGAACCUGCAGACCAUCAGAAGCCUGUAACUGUGAAACCAGCAGCAAUGGAACCACAGAGUCCAGAUCUGAAUGAUGGUGUUUCCAGUCUGCAGAGUCCUGUACUCCUCCUCCUGUGGUGGGCCCUAGUUCAGGGAGGGAUGUAUUUCACAUAAAAGGUGGGAGAAGGCUGCUCUGACUCUUUGGAUGGAGAUUUGGCAAGAGGAAAUUGGAAAAUAAAAUACAUAAUAAAUGAAAUA